AUGACCAUGAUACAGACAUGUCCAGAUCAGCAGCUGCUCGCUUCAGCUGUAUACAACCAACCCAAUGCUCUCCGUUCUAUUUUGGAAAAUGUUUCCUUCCCCACCCUCGUUGCCAUCAGCCAUACCGACCGCAUCAGCCGGAUCCGCGCAAGAGCACAGGUGGCGAGCCGCAUUGUUGAAGCACUUGAUCCUUUUAUGAAUCGUGCCAUGAUGCCUCGCUUCAUGAGUGACCUUCGCAAUACAGGUUCCCUUGUAUUCGCCUCUGUAGCACUGAAGGUCCUUCGACCUGUUCGCGAGGACAACGGACGAUAUACGCUGAUUGACAUACGUCCUCGAAAUCUCAACAUCACCACGCCGUGUGGAACCACCGAGAUCUGGCACGCUCAUUUGGCUUGCUUAGGCUAUGAUCGUGUAAACAAGUUGGACGUGGAUAUUUUGCAACAAGAUGGAAUACUUUCAGUGACGGAACUUGGGAAUGAGAACGUAUGUAUGCAUCACCUUUGUGUACGUCCACUGACGAUCCUGUCUGUCAAGGGUGCCAAGAUCAUCUUAUGCGAGAGUCGUGACAAGUCUCCGAUUCCUCCCCUUUUAACGUCUGAUGCCACCCACAAGAUGGUAGCGUUCUCUCAUUGCGGAGUUUACUGCGCUUACCCUGACAUCACCUGCGCGGGGGUCUCAGUCGGGGGAUAUUGGGGAGCAAGCGAAAGUACCAUGGAACGUACAAUGGAGUUAGGCCUUCAAGGGCAUCGUUUUUCGAAUGGGUCUACGAAGGGAGAAGCUUGCGGCUCCGAAUGCCCUUCUGUAUGGAGGCGUUCUUUCGCACUGCUUGGCUUCGGGUUGUUCACUUGGUACGCGGGUAUCAGAGAAUAUAGGAAGGAGCAACAGAGGGAUGACUUGUACCGCACCCAUUAUAUCUGGAGACUUGGGAGCUCAUGCUGCAAUUACGCCUGUCCCGCCAAUACGUGUCCAUGGUUCAUGAAUAUCUUUGAUUAG
Molecule: messenger RNA, 993 nt
Organism: Laccaria bicolor S238N-H82
Lineage: Eukaryota; Fungi; Basidiomycota; Agaricomycetes; Agaricales; Hydnangiaceae
Exons: 1
Coding region: 1-993 (330 amino acids)
Source: RefSeq, a predicted model, not a curated record